Messenger RNA from Nannospalax galili (Upper Galilee mountains blind mole rat), 1237 nucleotides. RefSeq names its product biogenesis of lysosomal organelles complex 1 subunit 4 (gene Bloc1s4). The coding region runs from base 26 to 670 and encodes 214 amino acids. Gene Ontology annotation, cellular component: BLOC-1 complex. NCBI's taxonomy places the organism in Eukaryota, Metazoa, Chordata, Mammalia, Rodentia, Spalacidae. The record is from RefSeq and is a predicted model, not a curated record. The transcript has a single exon.
CGGCGCCGGAAGCGGCCUAGCGGCCAUGGAGGAGCGGCCGGGAGUCGGAGGCCCGCCGCGAGAGGCACCGGUAGAGGAAGCCGAGCCUCUGAGCGCUUGGGGUGGGGACAGCGGCCACGUGUCGCAGAGCCAGAGCCGCGCUUCGGGGCGGUGGGAGGACGACGGCUCGGAGGACGCCCCGGGCCGGGACCUACCGCUGCUGCGCCGCGCCGCCUCGGGCUAUGCCGCCGGCCUGCUUCCCGCCGCGGGGCCGCGGCCCGAGGUGCAGGCCCUAGACGCCAGCCUGGAGGAGCUGCUCGCCAGGGUGGACGAGUUCGUGGGCAUGCUGGACAUGAUCCGCGGGGACUCGUCGCACGUGGUCAGCGAGGGCGUGCCGCGCAUCCACGCCAAGGCCGCCGAGAUGCGGCGCCUGUACGGCCGCAUCGACCAGCUCGAGGCCUUCGUGCGCAUGGUGGGCGGCAGCGUGGCCCGCAUGGAGGAGCAGGUGACCCGGGCCGAGGCAGAGCUGGGCUCCCUGCCCCGGGCCUUCCGGAAGCUGCUGCACACCAUCAGCAUGCCCGCGCUCUUCAGGUCCGGCCCCACGGGGCCCCAGCGCGCUGCCUACGAGCCGCCCGCCCUGUUCCGGACGGAAGACUACUUCCCCGGCUGCAGCGACCGGCCCCAGCUCUGAGCCCGCACCCCGCCGGAGGAGGCCCCGAGCCCGCACCCCGCUACGGGAGGCUCAGAGCGAGCGCUUGUUAAAGAGCCUGCGAACAGGCGUGCGUGGUGUCGGAGUGCGACUUGUGCAAGUUUACUUUCUACAAAAACUGUUGUCUUCGGUUCUGUCUGAAAGCUUUUUGGUGGGGGGAUGCUGGGGAAGCCAAAUGAAUUAAUUUUAUCUGUGCAAUAGGGCAGAGCUGUUAUUUUUUAUGGAUUUUACUACAACUAACAGUGUUAGUGUGUCCAGAUUUAUAUAUUUAUAUGAUCGAUCACAAAAGUGACCCAGCAGUUAAAGCCUUGUUAUUAAAUCCUAACAGUGAUUCCGUUUCCUGUGGCCUACUUUUAGGCUAGAUGGUACGUUGUUAAGCAUUAUGUUCAACUUUCCCUAGUGUGGAUUGUAAGCCAAAGGAAAACAGUACUGAGUGUUCUGCUGCAGCAGGUUCUGAAGUUGUAUCUGACAGUGAUUCGCAUCUGUAUUUAUGAUUGUCAAUGUUUGGUUUAUGACAAGCACUAAUUAAAAUUAUAAAUUUUAUUGGAA